Molecule: messenger RNA, 2997 nt
Organism: Hyla sarda
Lineage: Eukaryota; Metazoa; Chordata; Amphibia; Anura; Hylidae
Gene: BCL3
Product: BCL3 transcription coactivator
Exons: 9
Coding region: 807-2156 (449 amino acids)
Molecular function (GO): protein binding
Source: RefSeq, a predicted model, not a curated record
UUUAGCACUUAAAUUCACCCGCGGUAGCGUUGGCAUGUGUCAGUCAGGUGGCACUUGAUAAAGCUUUGUCGGUGCCAAGCGCCAUUCUUUUGCGGUUUACCCUGCUUGUGGGGACAUGCAGGGCACCCUGUGUGAUCUGAGGCGAAAAGUUUACGAUAAUCCAGGAUGGGAGGAGCCCUUCAGGGAACAGAAUGAGAAAGCACCUGGGUGUGUAAAAUGAUCACGGGGAAGUCCCUAUCAUACUGCUGUUUCCUACACAGACUGACAGUCUGAAGAUUGCAAGAGAGAACACCGGGGGAGUGUGAGGUUAAGGGGAAGUCUGGGGAAGAGGAGGGGGAAGAAGGGUCAACAACCUAUAGACAAGACUUAAAGGGCAUUAGCCAAAAACAAACAGGGUGUCCCUGGGUUAGUGCAGUUAGGGAGGACAUACCCUAGAGGGAACCGACUGUAUGGAAAAGACUAGACGGGGGAGAGGUUAGAAGGUUUAAGGUGUUCCUGAUGCUGCCAGUGCAUUGAGGAAGGAUGGGGAGAAGAAGAGAAGGACCACCCAAAGAGGAGGAGAUGGACAAUCAAGGGGGCAGAAGAGCAAAGUGACAGGAAAGGGAAUACAACGGGCAAACUGGAUGGACAAAAUGGAAGGGCAAGGUGGAAAUUGCCCCAAAUAAAUAAUAAAAGGGGAGGGAGAAGAGAGAUAAGAGAAGGUGGAGAAGAGGGGAGGGGAAGACUAGAGAAGAAAGUGAUACAUUGUGUCAUACACAAGUACCCCGGGGAUAAGUGAGUGCCAGCUCUUCAUGGAGUGACAUCCCAUGGACAACCACCCAAGCCAUUCUGCAGAAGGCAUGGACACCUCAACGUCCCCUCUGGACCUCAGCAUCAGGAGGGGCGCAGACAUGUUGGAUGCCCUUCCGAAGAGUCCUCAAGGUUUUUGGGCGAGAUCACUGAGGGCAUUGGAGCCACUAAAGGAGAUGAAACUAGAGAAUACGAAGCAACCAAGCGCUCUCAAGAACGGGUCGUGCCAGGACCCCCGACUGUAUAAAGACCAAACCUGUUUGCCCCUGAGAAAGAGAAAAUUUCCUCUACUACCCAAAGAGGAGGCUACGGCUGCGAAACGUGCCAAUGACUACUCGGAGUGGAAAUUCUGCAGCCCCCCAUACAUGGCGGUGACGUUACCCCCAUUGUCACCGUACUACUCAGGGAAUACCGCAUGCCUCCCACACACAUUGUACCCGACUCCCAGCCCUGUAGUUUUGGAAUCAUCCCACCUGAGACUCAUGGCGCCAUAUCAUGCUACCCUUGUUCCUACUGAAACAGACCUCCAUGCUGACCUCAUUGCUGCUACCCAAACAGAUGAAGAUGGAGACACGGCAUUGCACAUUGCUGUUGCACAUGGAAAUCUAUCAAUAGCCCAGCGAGUUCUCUCUAUACUAAACCAUGGUAGAAGAGAUAUAGAUGUCCUCAACAACCUUAGACAGACACCUCUUCACCUUGCAGUUAUAACUGAUCAACCAGAAUUUGUAGCUCUUCUCCUGCAGCACAGAGCCUCCCCUCUAAUCCUGGACCGCAAUGGACAGACGUGCGUUCACCUGGCGUGUGAAUAUGGGAGCAUGGGGAGUCUGGAGGUGUUGAUGAGGGCCGGCAUCAGAGACCUGGAGGCCACUAACUACCAUGGUAUGACCGCAUUACAUGUGGCCGUCAGGUCAGGACGUCGGGAUAUCACUGCAUGUUUAUUGGAGCAUGGAGCUGACGUGAAUGCUGUGUCUCUACUACAGGAUUUGAAGAGUGGACAGAGCCCCUUAAUCCAGGCUGUGGAGAAUGGUUCUGAGGAGCUGGUGUCACUUUUGCUUCAGAAAGGAGCGGAAGUCAAUGGACUGACCUAUGCAGGCAAUACGGCUUUGCAUGUGGCGAGUGGACGAGGGCUUACCGAGAUAGCACGGAUACUACUGAGGAGUGGAGCAGAUAGUAGCAUAAAGAAUUGUCACAAUGACACGGCCAUGACAGUAGCAAAAGACAGAAAGAUUGUAGAUAUCCUGCGGGGCAAGUCAUCUUCUCCACGUAGUCAAAAUGAAAGACUAAGAGGAUCUUUUAAAGGACGGUCAUGUAGUCCGACCUCCCCAGGAGUAACAUCCGGUAAUAUAUCUGUAAGUCCUCCUCCAUAAAGGGAGUUGGAUCCAUUAUACUCCCUACCUCAAAACAUUCAUCAUGGCCUCCAAAUACGUCUUCCAUUCUGAGAAAUCACCAUCACUGCCCAUUGGGAUCUGUAUCGUCCCUGGAAUGACUAUGUAGAAAGCAACUCAACUACUUACUCCAAAACCCCAGACUGUGAACUCACCAUCCCUCCUAUCCUUGGAUCUGGAAUGCUGGACUCAACCAAUAGAUCCACAAACCGGGUCAAGUGGCACCUCUUCCACCUCCAAUGACCUGCAAAGACCAGAAUAGACUUACAAGGCCCAGAGACCUUUGAAACUCGUAGAAGCAGGUAGAAGGACAGGUGCUAAAGGGAUACUGAAACAUGAUGUCAUGAUACUGUAUUUUGGAGGCGACAUUGGUUGGUGUCCAUACUUGCCUACUUGCCUGGUCCCACAGCAAUGGUAUACUCUGCUUCUGUGGUACAUACGGGGCCGGCUCUGCCAAUAGGCAAAAUAGGCAGCCACCUAGAGCGCCCUCUUGAUGGGGGGCGCCACUCUGCCUGCCACAAGAAAGUUAGACAACCAGCAUCUGAACCCCUCGCUCAGCCGGCAGCAUGAGGAGGAGGUUUGUUACAGUGUGUCAUCCCAGUAGUAAGGUGGGGCGGGCCAAUGGGCGGAGUCAAUGGGGUGGCAAAAUUAGCUUUUGCCUAGGGUGGCAAAAAUCCUUGCACCAACACUGGGUACAUAGGCUAUUAGAGUCAAUCAGUGCCAACUUUCCAGAAGAACAAACAAAUUGAGGACUACGAAAAGGUCACUUUGAGGGCCUGACCAAUGAGAAGACUCAUCAACUGGCUCCAGAAAGUUAAACAGA